AUGACAUCCCUGCCCGCACUGCCUCCCGCCGCAGCUGCGCAUGCUGCCCCUGCUGCUGCUUCUCCUGAGCCUGCUGCUGCCGCCUCCAGCCUCCAGACGCAGGAACGGCGGCAGCACAAUACCUCGGAUAGUAUACCGCGUGGACCUCUCCCCACCUCGCUGUUGGUGCUGGCAGAGGCCCUAGACGGCUCCUUCUGCCCACUGAUAAAUGAACUGACGCAGCAACUUGUGCAGCAGCUGCUGCUGCUCCACGAAGAGCAUCCCUGCCUCUUCCAGCUUGCGGAGUCUCCUUCGGGGGGCCCUCACGAAGGCUCCUUGAGGAACUCUCCAGGGCUUCCCGCCUUCUCUCUUGAGGUGGAGGGGCGCUUAGGAGUCAUAAGGGAGCGCGAUAGCGGAUCCAGGCUGCAGCUCCCCGUCGCGAGCCACGCGGUGCUGCAGCCUUCCUUCUGCAUGCAAGUCGGUGGCCCCUCGGGGGGGCCCCCCGAGGGGGAGGAGGGCCCGCAAGCACGCUUUGUAGCGGGUGUAUCACCUGCCCAGUUCGCCGAUCUGAAGGAGCUUUUGUUGAAGAACGUCGCACUGAACUCGAGGGCUGCAGGCCGUCGUCUGCAGGUGCACUUAGCCUUGAUGGGGAUAGAGCCUUCUUCUGGAGGAUCUUUGGAGUCUCCCGACGAGCACACUGACACUGAGGAGGAAGAGGACUCCCUGAACGCCUCCCCAGCCGUGCGAAGCCGCCAGCAAGAAAAAGGCUCCAUUCAGAGCUCCCGCGUUAUGCGGGGAGGAGGCGUCUACUCGCUGGAGGGCGAGGACUGGACAGUGCUCUCAGAGAAGGAAACGGAAGAGAACUACUUUCACAUUCCAGCGCUCCAAGCAGCUGCACGGUUCAGUUCUCUCAGGGGCCCCUCGCUGCCGGGGGGCCGCGGGGGGCCCCUGCUAGGGAUGAGCGGGCUGCCAGGCGCCUCCAUGCACAUUCAGAAUCUGAAUCAACUGCUGGUCAAUCCGGGAAUCUACAAGAGGGGCCUGUUGCAGUGGAAUGUGUACACAGGGGCGGACAAAGACGACGCAUUUCGUUCCACCGAGUUGUGGAGCUCCUCCGCAGCCGGAGCGGAAGAUGUGGCAGAGAGGCCUCGAGUUGACUACCGUUUGGCCAUCAAUUUCGAGCACAAAAUCGAAGUGAAGGAGCUGCAAAAAUCACUAAUGCAGGCGGGGGGGGCCCCCCAAGGUCGCGGGGCCAGUGCCGGAUAUGGCGGCUCUGUGGGCUCUGCAGAGCCGCAGUUGCGACGCCAGCGGCAUCGGCAGAGCCUCGCUAUUCUCCAUAAACAGAAGACAGGCGAUCCGCGUCCGUUGUGGUGUCUGUGUGCCACCUUUCUUUCCCUGCUGCGCGAGUUGGCUGCUCCCUUGAACUCUCCUUUGGGAGUUAAGGGGGGGCCCACGAAGGACGUGUCUAGGCUCACCAACGGUGUUGCAUUGGCGGAGGGGGAAUGGGCAGAUCUUGGUGACGUGCAGCUAACCGAAGCAGAAGGCUCGGCUUUCAAGCACUUUUUAUCUGACAGGCUCCCCCUCAUUGGAGAUUAUGCAUACCGGGCAGUAGCGCAGAGCAUGAAGGCAAAGAGUGCGGACGGGACUGAGGUUGCGCCCUCUCUAUGCGAAUUUCUGAAAAAUCCAGAAGUUGAGCAAAAGUGUCUCUACACCCACAACAAAACACAAAUUCCGGGACCGUGGAUCCCCCAUAGAGAUGCUGACGGCAGAGUCCAUCUGGUGGAGCUGCAGCGCUGA
Molecule: messenger RNA, 1773 nt
Organism: Cyclospora cayetanensis
Lineage: Eukaryota; Apicomplexa; Conoidasida; Eucoccidiorida; Eimeriidae
Exons: 2
Coding region: 1-1773 (590 amino acids)
Molecular function (GO): polynucleotide 5'-phosphatase activity
Source: RefSeq, a predicted model, not a curated record